Messenger RNA from Nannospalax galili (Upper Galilee mountains blind mole rat), 822 nucleotides. RefSeq names its product LSM4 homolog, U6 small nuclear RNA and mRNA degradation associated (gene Lsm4). The record is from RefSeq and is a predicted model, not a curated record. Gene Ontology annotation, biological process: mRNA splicing, via spliceosome; nuclear-transcribed mRNA catabolic process; spliceosomal snRNP assembly. Gene Ontology annotation, molecular function: U6 snRNA binding. Bases 136 to 555 code for a protein of 139 amino acids. NCBI's taxonomy places the organism in Eukaryota, Metazoa, Chordata, Mammalia, Rodentia, Spalacidae. The transcript is spliced from 5 exons. Gene Ontology annotation, cellular component: P-body; spliceosomal tri-snRNP complex; U6 snRNP.
CCACGCUGAUUGGGCAAGCGUCCCUCGAGCUCCUUGCUGAUUGGCUGCCCCCUGACAGUCUUUUUCAGGCUAGUGGCGCGCGCCGGGGCGGAGCGCGAGCGGUUGUGUGGCGGCGGAAGUGCGUCCGCCGGGAAGAUGCUGCCCUUGUCGCUGCUGAAGACGGCACAGAACCACCCCAUGCUGGUGGAGCUGAAGAAUGGGGAGACCUACAAUGGGCACCUGGUGAGCUGUGACAACUGGAUGAACAUCAACCUGCGAGAGGUCAUCUGCACGUCCCGGGAUGGGGACAAGUUCUGGCGUAUGCCUGAAUGCUACAUCCGAGGCAGUACAAUCAAGUACCUACGCAUCCCAGACGAGAUCAUCGACAUGGUGCGGGAAGAGGCAGCUGCCAAGGGCCGAGGGCGCGGUGGCCCACAGCAGCAGAAACAGCAGAAGGGCCGUGGCAUGGGCGGUGCUGGCAGAGGUGUGUUUGGUGGCCGUGGCCGAGGUGGGAUACCAGGUGCAGGCCGAGGUCAGCCAGAGAAGAAGCCAGGCCGGCAGGCAGGCAAGCAGUGAGGGUGUAUCAGCCCAAGCCAGGGCCGCCACAGGGUGAAGCCCCAACGGGUAGUGGUUUGGUGAAGUCUGCAACAGGCCAUGACUCAGUUUCUGGAAGGUUCUGCACUUGGGCGCCAGCUGUGAAGCUCCAGCUGUCCUGUGAAGGGUUGGUGGCCCUGAGGUGCUGUUUUGUGUUUCACAUGGGAGCCCAGGAGGCUCUGGUGUGUUGGACUCUGUGCCCUGCCCAGGCCCUGCUCUGUGAGGAAAAUAAAGGCAGGUACCACAGAC